CCCACCCGUCACCAAAUGAGUAAAAACUUCUGCAGCACGUUGUUGCCCCACCUCUUCUUCUUCACUCAUUCGGGGACAAAGUAAACAGCUCGACCUUACGCACCUUAUCGCUCCCAAGCAGGCGGGUACCCGCGUUGCGCCAUCCACGUUUGGCUAUCUAAAACCAAAAACAAGUUUCCCCCCCGAAAGAGAGCUGCGGCAGACACGUUAGUGGCAGGUUGUUCUUCCAGUGAUGCAGGUGGACAUCAGAGGCCCCGACUCCUUCUGUUCACCGAGAAGACAAAAGGAUGACAUGUGAUCACCUGAGUCGACUGUUGGCACUUUUUGUGAUAUUCUGCGCCGCCCGAACAGGUUCCGUGGUCCAAGGCGCACGAGAUUUCGAAAAGAAAGCCUCCAUGCUGCUGAAAGAGGAGCCAAAAAACCCCAAGUGCUUUGCUGAAGGCAGGAAGGACUUCACGUGUUUCUGGGAGGAAGAUGAGGAGAGAGCUGGCUCUGUGGAUCAAUACUCCUUCACCUACACCUACCAGAAUGAAAACAGCAGUCGGUGUCCGCUGAGAGUCGUCCCGGCAGCAGGCGGGAAAAGGCUGUUCAUCUGCCACCUGAACCGAACCCAGAUGUUCGUCGAGAUGGACGUCCAAGUUCAUCGGGAGGGAAUGCUGAUCCACAAUCGCAGCCUCUUCGUCGAGCUUGUCUUUUUUCUGGACCCUCCCGGUAACGUGACGGUGAGCGGCACCGGUCAGCAGGGCCAGCUGAACGUCAGCUGGGUGCCUCCUCCUCUGAAGUACAUGGAGGACAGCAUGAUGUAUGAGGUCAUCUACGCUCCUGAGGACCAGCACCCUGGGCAGGUGGAGGUGGCACAAGCCAGCUCAGAGUUGAUCCUGAGAGGCCUGCAGUCGGGAACAAAGUACAAGGUUCAGGUGCGGGUGAAGCUGGAUGGGAUGAGCUACAAUGGAUACUGGAGCGCCUGGAGUGACCCGGUGUUCAUGGAGACUCUGCCUGCAGAAUUCGAUCCGCUGAUCUUGUCCCUGACUCUCAUCAUCUCUUUCAUCCUCAUCCUGCUGUGCCUCACCAUGCUCCUGUCCCAUCAGAGGUUUCUCAUUAAGAAGAUCUGGCCAACUAUUCCAACUCCUGAUGGCAAAUUCCAAGGGCUUUUUACUGUUUACGGUGGGGACUUUCAGGAGUGGUUAGGGCAGACCAGUGGAGGCCUGUGGUUGACUCCAGCUCUGGUCUACUCAGAAGAACGUCCGUCUCCUCUGGAAGUCCUGUCAGAACUCAGCCUUUGUCCUUCACUGUCCUCCCCUCCUCUGCCUCCCAAGGCCUCUAAAGCUCUGAGCGCCGUCAGAAAGGAGGACGUGAAGAACGGGCUGGAUGAGAGAGAGGUGCUGGAAAGGGGCGAUUCAGCUCGGACGGAUGGGUGGAGACCCCCACCACAUGACCACUGGCUGAUGGACCGCCUACGGGAGCUCCACCGGCACCAGGCGUCUCUGCUGGAGUCUCAGGACGCCUACGUCACCCUCAGCACCAGCAACCAGGGUGAAAACGGCCACGCGGAUGACAACUUUGAAGAGGCCCUACCCCUCGAGGUGCUGUUUGCCUCCAGAAAGACGGUGUCGUGCGAGUCCCACUCUGACCUGGGAUCCGUGCAGCAAAGCUCCGGGUCGGGCCGCCUUUCGUCACAGUCCAGCUUCGAGUACCCACACCAGGCCUGGACAGCAAAAGGUCCUCUGUACACCUACAUGGCGGUUGCAGACUCUGGGGUCUCUAUGGAUUACAGCCCCAUGAGCAGAGUGGACGACAUUGGGAAGGUGGUUUUCUACGCCCACGACUACAAGAAUGAGAUCCCAGCUCACAGAAGACCUCUGCUGUCACGGCAGUACCCAGUCCAUGACGAGGGCUGAGAUGGAGGUAAAGUGGACGUAAACUGACACUGAAAGCAGGCUCAGUGAAGGCUAUGUGGAUGUUCACGCAAGGCCACACAGGCUUUCAUCAACUGUUAAGAGAGGAACCAAGGAGCUGACUGGUGAAAGCGAAGGAUUCACUGGAUUUAUCUGGUCUGUACAGGACGCUACCAUGACAAAGGAAUAGCAGCUGUGAUUCACACCAAAUACUGAUUCUCUAAGCAUCGUCUGCAUGUCGAUGCAUUAACCCUCCUGUUGGCCUCAUUUACAGGCACCAAAAAAUAUUGUUUCCUUGUCUGAAAAAAAUCCCCCAAAUUUCUGUAAUUUGCAAAACCUUCAGGUAGAAAAUUCCAAUAAUUCCUUAAAAGUUUCCCUUAAAAUUUUUAUUUUUAAAAAAUCCCUCCAAUUUGGCAAGAAAAUUCUUGUAAAUAUUUUCAAAAAAUGAGUAAAAAUCUUCCAAAAAAUCCUAAAAAUAUCUAAAGUGAUUCCAUAUAUAUCAGUAAAACUUGUAAUAUUUUCUUUAAGAACAUUCACAUAAAAAUCUACCAAAAUCCAGCGAAAUUCGCUGGAUUUUGGUAGAUUUUUAUGUGAAUGUUCUUAAGAAACAUUUUUAACAUUUCUUUUUUCCACCAAAAAAUGUUCAAAGAUUUCCCAAAAAUGUUGAGAAUGUGGACAUCGGAAGUUUCACUGUGAAAAUAUAUAUUUUUUCCACAUUUUCAAACUUUAAAAGAGUCAAUUCUGACCCACAGGACGACACGAGGGUUCAUAUCAUAUCCUGCAAACCAGAUUGGGAAGUUUCAAUUCAAGUUGAGUUUCCACAGUGACGUAUUCAUUUUUGAACUAAGUGUAUUUUCAGCUUAAAUGACCAAACGGCUGUGAGGUUAAAAUAAACAGCAGACAACUUGUAAUGAAAGACCGUUAACAAAAUAGCCAAAUGCUCUUUCCUUGUUCUUCUAGGAUGGGUUAGUGAUAUUCUGGAAUUUUGUUGUUGUCAACAAACCGCAUUCAAAUACCAAAACUACCAAUGAUUUAAUCGUUUUACAGUAAGCACCCAUGUAUCCAAAGCCUGCUGUGGUGGAGGAAGAUCUUUUGUGAAAAAUAGCAGUACCACAGUGUAAAAGUCCUGCUUUCAAAACCGUACAACUUUAGGAUUAAAAUUCUACUUUAAAAAGAUUAAAAUAUACUUAAAAGUAAUUUCAGAAUAAUAUACAGUACUGGAUUAAUUAAUAGUGGUACUUUGUGAUUGUAAUUUUAAUUACUGUAUAUAUUGCUAGGUAUCUUAAUCUACAAUAUUUACAUUUUAAUAGUUAAUUUUUAUUUUAAGUUAAUAAUAUGACAUGAAUAUUAUAACUGCCAAGUAAUUAAAGUUGUCAAAUAGUUGUUGUAAAGUAGAAAGUACUAUAUUUGCUUUAACCCUCCUGUUGUCCUCACUUGCGGGCACCAAAAAAUAUUGUUUCCUUGUCUGAAAAAAAUUCAAAAAUUCAGCAGAAAAAUCCCAAAUUUCAUUUUUAAUAUUUUUUUUUCACCAAAAAUGUUCAAAAAUUUCCCAAAAAUGUUGAAAAUGUGGACAUCAGAAGUUUCACUGUGAAAAUAUUUUUUUCUCCACAUUUUCAAACUUUAAAACGGGUCAGUUUUGACCCGCAGGACGACACGAGGGUUAAACAUGCAGUGGAAAAUGGCAAGACUCAAGUAAAAUAGAAGUACCUCAAAAUUGUGCUUAAGUGAGUAAAUGUACUUAAUAAUUACACUCCAUGACUGAGACUGUCUUAUAGUAGCUUAUUCCUUGGUAGCAUACACAUCUAUUUUAGUCCAACAAGAUUGAAAUUAUACAGCUCUAAAUAUGUAUUAAACCAAAAAUAAACCCCAACAAAUGCACUAUUGACUCAUGUUUGGCUAAUAUUUGCUAAAAACUACACUGCCAGGCUCUUUAACUAACUAUACAUUUGUUUGUGUUUUCCUUGGAUUUGUUGAUACACAAAAUACACACUAUUACCAUCUUUACCAUCUAAAAUUUUACUUCACCUCCAUAGCCACGACAUCAGUCAUAUCCAUAUCUGAAACUCACUGUAUUUGUAUAUAUUAUGUGUUUAUUUUUUUCAUCUUUACUCACAGACCAGUAAGCCGUUGUUAUUUUCCAAACACAGAAUUCUGGGAUGAAUCAAAUGACUACUACUGUAGGCUGCAGAAUAGUUUUAAGGCAGCAUUCAGGUGACUGUAGUUGUUGAACUUGUUUUAUAGUCACUGCUGCCAUCUACAGAGCAUUUCAGGAUAUGAAACCGAAGAAUUUCUACACUUUUUUUAUGCUUGUUUGCUUUCGUGGAGAAAGGAAAAUAUCUUGUAAGUGAAUUUAUAGCUUCUCUUAAAGUUUGUAAAUACAUUUGUAAAGAUUGUUGAUUUUUGUUUUUGAUUUUAAAAAAAAAGUUGUAAUAUAGUGUGACAACUGGCUGUCUUCCAAGUUUCUUUUCACAAAAGCUUUUUUCUUACUAAGAAAUAUAUAUAUUUGUUAAAAUAAAGUCUGAUCUUAGGAUGAA
This is a messenger RNA of Amphiprion ocellaris (clown anemonefish), 4429 nucleotides long. It is a transcript of the gene epor, whose product is annotated as erythropoietin receptor. The transcript is spliced from 8 exons. The coding region runs from base 288 to 1898 and encodes 536 amino acids. Gene Ontology annotation, cellular component: membrane; external side of plasma membrane. Lineage: Eukaryota; Metazoa; Chordata; Actinopteri; Pomacentridae. Gene Ontology annotation, biological process: hemopoiesis; positive regulation of cell population proliferation; cytokine-mediated signaling pathway. Gene Ontology annotation, molecular function: cytokine receptor activity; protein binding. The record is from RefSeq and is a predicted model, not a curated record.